GAAAAUCCCUGAAGGAGGAAGAGCAGAUCAGCUUCCUGCUGCCGGGAGCAGAGCCCUCAUCUUCAUCCCCCUCCCCUUCAUCGGUGUGUCUGCUGCAUCAUGGCCGGAGCUCUGAGGAUGAGUGAAGCUCAGUACAUCAACGUCUACGAUAACGACCUGCAGUUGAACCUGAUGCCGUACGACUACAUCCCCCCGGUGGACAUAAAGACAGAGCCCUACAUCCCAGAGACAGCUCAUGGUCCCUACAUCCAGAUCAUCGAGGAGCCAAAACAGAGGGGUUUUCGUUUCCGUUACGAGUGCGAGGGUCCGUCUCAUGGCGGGUUACCAGGGGCCUCCAGUGAGAAGAACCGGAGAACCUACCCGACUGUGAAGAUCAAUAACUACGUGGGUCACGCUCGGGUCGAGGUUCAGCUGGUGACCCACACAGACCCCCCCCGAGUCCACGCCCACAGUCUGGUGGGCCGCCACUGCACCGAGAAGGGAACCUGUACGCUGGACGUGGGCCCCAACGACCUCACCGCCUCGUUCAGUAACCUCGGAAUUCUUCACGUGACCAAGAAAGGUGUCGUUGAGAUUCUGUGCAAGAGGCUGAGAGACGAGAGGAGGAGACACAAAGGACACACACUGACAGACGUGGAGGAGAGUGUGUGUCUGAAGGAUGCAAAGGAUCUUGGGAAGGUGAUGGACCUGAACAUCGUGAGGUUAAAGUUCACCGCCUACCUGCAGGACAGUAACGGAGGAUUCACCAGAGCGCUCAAACCCGUCGUGUCCAACCCCAUCUACGACAGCAAGUCUCCAAACGCCUCCAACCUGAAAAUCUCUCGUAUGGAUAAGACGUGCGGCUCGGUGCUCGGAGGAGACGAGAUCUUCCUGCUCUGCGACAAAGUCCAGAAAGACGACAUCGAGAUCCGCUUCUAUGAGGAGGAUGACGAGGGAGGAUGGGAGGCGUUCGGGGAUUUCUCACCCACUGAUGUCCACAAACAGUACGCCAUCGUGUUCAAGACUCCGGCCUAUCACAGCGCAGAGAUCGAGCGUCCCGUCACCGUCUUCCUGCAGCUGAAGAGGAAGAAGGCCGGCGACAGCAGUGACCCCAAACAGUUCACCUACAUCCCACAUGUCCAAGAUAAAGAGGAGGUAUUGAGAAAGAAGCAGAAACCGCUGCCUCACUAUGAAUCCUGGAGAGGAGGGCGAGGAGGUGGAGGAGGAGCUGGGGGUUUCGGAGGAGGAGGAGGAGGAUUUCAGUUCAACCAGCAGAUGAACGGAGGAGGAGGAGGAGGAGGAGGAGGAGGAGGAGGAGGAGGAGGAGCUUUCUUCACUGGAGGUUUCACUGGCUUCACUGGAGGGGGAGGGGCUCAGAUGUCAGGCUCCACCCCUCAGACAGAUGUUGCCCAGCACCAGAGUGACGGACAGACGCCUCUCCGGCAGCAGCUCUGUCAGAUUGCGGCGGCGCUCCACAGCCGAGCGUCUCAGAGCGCCAGGCAGACCGCCGCCGCCCUGCUGCAGUACUGCAGCACCGGGGACGCCCGCGUCCUCCUGGCUAUCCAGAGACACCUCUGUGGCGUCCAGGACGGCAACGGAGACACUCCUUUGCACCUGGCCGUCAUCCACCAGCAGACAGGUGUGAUUCAGCAGCUGGUUCACACUCUGCUCAGCAGCCAACAGCAGCACGUCCUCAACGUGGCCAAUCACCUCCGACAGACGCCGCUCCACCUGGCCGUCAUCACGCGGCAGGUGAAGGUGGUGGAGGUGUUGUUGCGGGCCGGGGGGGACCUCAGCCUGGUGGACAGAGACGGACGCAGCCCGCUGCACCUGGCCGCGCUGGCCGGAGACAGCGCUACGCUCCGCCCCCUGCUGGCCCACAUGGGGGAACACCACGCCCACCUGGUCAACACCGCCGACUUCCAUGGGCUCCAGCCCCUUCACCUGGCCGUGAGGAGGGACGGCGAGCGCUGCCUCCGCCUGCUGGUGGAGGGAGGAGCCAAGAUCAACGCCCCCGAGCAGAAGAGUGGAAACAGCGCCCUCCACCUGGCCGUCAGAGAGAACCUGUUCAAGGUGGCGUGCACGCUCAUCACCGAGCUGAAGGCCGAUGUGAACGCCUGCACGUUUGGAGGGAACACGGCGCUCCACCUGGCGGCCGGCCUGGGCUCGCCCACGCUCUGCUCCAUGCUCAUCGCAGCAGGAGCUGAUAAGAACAUGGAGAACGACGAGCCGCUCUUUUUCAACUACUCUUCAGAAGAAGAAGAGAAAGACGAAGAUGCACCAAUCACAGAAGAGGAGGCCGUCGCCUGUCAGCCAAUCAACCCUCGCAAGAGACCAGCAGGACACACCCCCCUAGACCUCGCUAAAUGUCAAAGGGUGAGGAACCUGUUAACGUCCAGACGGAGUCCAAAGGCCGGUCGUCAUGGCAGCAAGAGGAUCAAGUCAAGCAGCAGUGAAGAGCGGGACUGCUCGGGGCUGGACGAGGACACGCUGUCCCGGCUGGUGGAGGUGCUGAGCGUCGGAGACGUUCCCUGGAGGAAACUGGCGGAGAAGCUGGGGAUGAUGACGCUGACGCUGACGCACCUGUACCAGGACAGUGCCACGCCCUGCCACCACCUGCUGCAGCACUACAAGCUGGGGGGCGGGCCACUCGACGGCCUCGUCGACGCCCUUCAGUCGCUCGGUUUGUCCGACGGAGUCCAACUGCUGCGAAGCUCCGAGCUGAGAGACGACAAACACAACACAGACGCCACCGUCGACAGCGGCUUCGGCAGCCAGCCAAUGGAAGAGGAGGAGCCACCCGUAGCCAAUGAGUGAUGGGCAAGAAAGGACAUGUGAAAUUGGGCAGCAUGUGGUCCAGGUCCUGGUCCUGGUCCUGAUCCUGGUCCUGGUCUUGGCCUCGGUCCUGGUCUGGUCUGGUCUUAUUUUGACCUGGUCUUGGUCAUGGUCCUGGUCUGGUCCUGGUCUUGGCAUCGGCCUCGUUCCUGGUCUGGUCCUGGUCCAGGUCCUGGUCUGUGCACAGGUGGACUUCACUGUGCAGACUGCGCCUGAUUGGUUCACAGACUCUGUUGUUUCACUUGAGGAGGAAACAACAAUCGUUCUAAAAAAAUAAAAAAUAAAAAAGCUAAAAAAGAUUUAGCUUAUUUACAUUUUUCAUUAAUUUAUAUUUUGUUCUUCUUUGAACUGUUUCAGAAUAUUUUCGUUUUGUGACUUUUAACAGACGUCGGCUGCAGAGACUUUAUUUGUCAGGAUAAAUCUGUGCUGUGUUUACAGUGUGUGUGUGUGUGUGUGUGUGUGUGUGUGUGUGUGUGAUACCUGAAGAACUGAUCUGCUUCUUCACCUCUGUCAAAACUGGAAUUUCCUCUUCUCUGUGGGCUCCUGAACGCAGCACGUCUCACAGAUGUUUUGUCUAUUUUCUGUCAAAGAACAUGAAAAAUAAAAAAAACGUAUAUAUGUAAAAUAUCAAUGUGUGAGAAAUAAAAGCCUUCCUAUGGAACCAAAUGUUAAA
This is a messenger RNA of Platichthys flesus (European flounder), 3487 nucleotides long. It is a transcript of the gene nfkb2, whose product is annotated as nuclear factor of kappa light polypeptide gene enhancer in B-cells 2 (p49/p100). Lineage: Eukaryota; Metazoa; Chordata; Actinopteri; Pleuronectiformes; Pleuronectidae. Gene Ontology annotation, molecular function: RNA polymerase II cis-regulatory region sequence-specific DNA binding; DNA-binding transcription factor activity, RNA polymerase II-specific; protein binding. Gene Ontology annotation, biological process: regulation of transcription by RNA polymerase II; response to cytokine; canonical NF-kappaB signal transduction. The record is from RefSeq and is a predicted model, not a curated record. The coding region runs from base 100 to 2796 and encodes 898 amino acids. Gene Ontology annotation, cellular component: cytoplasm. The transcript is spliced from 23 exons.